AUGUUUGGUAAAUAUGAGGCUUGUAAAAUGGGCUAUCUGGCACUCCAGGGCUACACUGGGCUCCAGGCUGGGACAAGUUGGCUCCGUGGGGACUUUGUUCUCCUACCCACAGUGGUGGCGAUGCUUCUCCUCUGCACAAGCCCUGUGUCUGCCACUGCUACUGUCACAGGGUUCCCCGCAGACUGCAGCCAUCUCCGCAAGACCAGCCCCAGCGGGGUGUACGUCAUCCAGCCGGCAGGGUCACCCCCAAGGGUGGUAUGGUGCGACAUGGACACUGAAGGCAAGGGCUGGACUGUUGUCCAGAGAAACUCUCAUGACACUGAGAUCACAUGGAAGCAAUCCUGGACCACCUACAAGUACGGCUUUGGGAAUGUGCGGGGCGAUCACUGGCUGGGCACCGAGUACCUGCACCUGCUGACGCAGCAGGGCACCUACAAGGUUCGCUUCGUCGUGCGGAAUAAAGCCAAUGUCACCCAUUACGCGGAGUACGACAUCUUCAGGGUGGAGAGUGAGGCUAGCGGGUAUCCGCUAAGGCUGGGCCGGUUUUCUGGUGAUGGGGAUGACUAUCUGACCAGCUAUCAUCCCAAGAAGGGGGGCAUACAUGACAACAUGAAGUUUAGUACAACCGACAGGGACCAGGACCAGUACAGCGGGAACUGCGCCAACAGCUAUGGGGGCUGGUGGUACGACAGGUGCCAGAAUGUUCUGCUCAAUGCCAAAAAAAACAUCCUUUGGCCAGGAUUCUGCGAUAACGCGACUGCACAUCCUCCCUCAUCCUGGUCAAACCCACAGAUGUGUGCUGACCGUGCCGCAGCGCCCAGCCUCCCCGGAGUUUGUGAGAUUGAGCGUCAGGUCUGCUCCUGGCAAGAACCUGGCAGCAGUUGCGAGAAGUUCCCAAACAAAUGA
This is a messenger RNA of Fulmarus glacialis (Northern fulmar), 906 nucleotides long. Its product is annotated as fibrinogen-like protein A. Lineage: Eukaryota; Metazoa; Chordata; Aves; Procellariiformes; Procellariidae. The record is from RefSeq and is a predicted model, not a curated record.